Messenger RNA from Hyaloscypha bicolor E, 1749 nucleotides. RefSeq names its product seryl-tRNA synthetase. Gene Ontology annotation, biological process: mitochondrial seryl-tRNA aminoacylation. Lineage: Eukaryota; Fungi; Ascomycota; Leotiomycetes; Helotiales; Hyaloscyphaceae. Gene Ontology annotation, molecular function: tRNA binding; serine-tRNA ligase activity; ATP binding. The transcript has a single exon. Gene Ontology annotation, cellular component: mitochondrion. Bases 62 to 1588 code for a protein of 508 amino acids. The record is from RefSeq and is a predicted model, not a curated record.
CAAAAGCUCACGGGUUCCGCAGCCUCGAUGCAAGUUUUAAUGACCGCUAAUUCACGACAAGAUGACAACACCACAACUGUCCUUCAAAUGCCUACAAUGCCAUCUGCGCGCCAUUCCAAGGGCCCCGCGGCGCUUGUAUCAUGCCUCCGCAUAUCUCCUGGCUGAUCUUCCAAGGCCUACGGUCGCACCGAAGAUCUCAAUUGACAUCAAGCACAUCCGCCAAAAUGCAGCUCUCUAUGAGCAAAACUGCCUGGAGCGCAACUACAAAACCCAAUCCACCUACCCUGCAAGAAUAAACGCGCUCCUUGAGCAAUGGCACAUCCACCAGCGCGAAGCCCGUGGUUUAAGAGAGCGGAACAAUCGGCUGAAGCUGCAGCUCGCAAUUCCUACUACACUUCGAGACGAGGAUUCCGACGAGGCGCUGGGCCUGAAGGAUAUGACAAAGGAGCAAUUGAUCGACGAGGCCCGAGCACUGAAAGAGAAGAUAUCCUCAAUUGAAGAGAAGGAGUCUGCUGUUCAGUCCGAAAUCGAUUCUCUCGCAGCAGCAAUCCCAAAUCUCACGAGCAAGGAAACGCCCAGAGGCAAUGAGCCAAAGGUGGUUGGCUACAUCAACGAACAUCCCGAACCAGACCCUUCUUCUUCCGAUCGAGUCUGGCGGUCACAUGUACAUAUUGGCAGCGAAUUGAAUCUUCUCGACUUCGCAGGCGCGGCUACGACAAGUGGAUGGGGAUGGUAUUUCCUACUCAACGAAGCUGCACAACUUGAACAGGCAUUGGUACAAUAUGCGCUCAGCGUAGCCCGGAAACACGGCUGGGGAAUGGCGAGCCCACCCAGUAUGGUAUAUAGCCACAUCGCAGCAGCGUGUGGAUUUCAACCGCGAGAUCAGAAUGGCGAGCAGCAGAUUUACAACAUCCAGCAGAAUCCCAAUGACGUGGGGAGGAAACCAGAGCUGAGUCUUGCGGGGACGGCGGAGAUACCGCUUGCUGGGAUGAAAGCGAAUACUACCCUCGAAGAGUCGGAUUUACCGUUGAAGCGUGUCGGUGUCUCUCGUUGCUUUCGGGCUGAGGCUGGUGCAAGAGGGGUUGAUACGAAAGGUUUAUACCGUGUUCAUGAGUUUACGAAAGUCGAGAUGUUUGCCUGGACAAUGAAUUCUACGGAAGCCUCUACUGCAGUCUUUGAUGAGAUCCUAUCUAUUCAAACCGAGAUCUUGCAAUCGCUAGGACUGCACUGCAGAAUCCUAGAGAUGUCUAGUACGGAUCUGGGAGCAUCUGCAACGCGGAAACGCGAUAUUGAGGCUUUCUUUCCGGCCAGGCCAAAGGAUGAUGGGUGGGGAGAAGUCACGUCUGUGAGCACAUGCUCAGAUUACCAGAGUCGAAGGCUGGCUACAAAAGUCGAUGUCCGGAAUCUCGGGGGCAAGAUUGCCUUCCCUUAUACCGUGAAUGGUACUGCUUUGGCUGUCCCGAGGGUUUUAGCGGCGAUUUUGGAGAACGGGUGGAAUGAGAGGAAUCUGGAAGUCAAGAUACCCGAAGUGUUAUGGCCGUGGAUGGAUGGGAUGAAAGUCAUUAAGCAGAAGGAAAGGCUGCGGUAAAUAAUGUCUUAUGUGAAAAUUUCUGUAUAUUUCUGGCCCGGAGAAGUUGUAUAUACACACACAACGCUGCUAUGCUCCAAUUCCAACUCUUCUCCAGAGACUUCGAACUACCAAGGUCCUGAAAGUAAAUCUCAAUUCACAUAAAUACAACAGAUGAAACC